This is a messenger RNA of Dentiscutata erythropus, 134 nucleotides long. NCBI's taxonomy places the organism in Eukaryota, Fungi, Glomeromycota, Glomeromycetes, Diversisporales, Gigasporaceae. The record is from the annotation of a GenBank genome assembly.
AGAAUCGAAUCCAAAAUCAGAAUCAGCUCUAAUCGAAUAUAAUGGUCAAGCGGAAAUAAGGUGGAUAAAUACUAUGAAUAAUAAAAGUGAUACGCUAAUUAUUAAGGUUGUCGAUCAUGUUCUUUUUGGUCUUA